Molecule: messenger RNA, 404 nt
Organism: Lolium rigidum
Lineage: Eukaryota; Viridiplantae; Streptophyta; Magnoliopsida; Poales; Poaceae
Product: noroxomaritidine/norcraugsodine reductase-like
Molecular function (GO): oxidoreductase activity
Source: RefSeq, a predicted model, not a curated record
UGUAUGAUCUUGUUGCGUUCUGUGCAUGGCCUCUGUUUAACAACGGGAUAAGUGUCUUGUCAGGCUACGUCCUGAAGCCAGAACGAACUAGAGAGAGCUUGAUGGCGGCCGACGGCGUCGGCGGGAUCAGCAGGGCGGAGAGGUGGAGCCUGGCCGGCACGGCGGCGCUCGUCACCGGAAGCAGCAAAGGGAUUGGGCACGCGAUCGUGGAGGAGCUGGCUGGGUUCGGCGCGACGGUGCACACAUGCUCCCGGAACGCGGCAGAGCUGGAGGAGUGCCGCCGACGGUGGGAAGAGAAGGGGCUCCCGGUCACCGUCUCCGUCUGCGAUGUCUCCGUGCGGGCCGAGCGGGAGAAGCUCGUGGAAACGGUGAACAAAACCUUCGACGGCAAGCUCGAUAUACUG